Messenger RNA from Dipodomys ordii (Ord's kangaroo rat), 906 nucleotides. RefSeq names its product leucine rich repeat containing 30 (gene Lrrc30). Lineage: Eukaryota; Metazoa; Chordata; Mammalia; Rodentia; Heteromyidae. The coding region runs from base 1 to 906 and encodes 301 amino acids. The transcript has a single exon. Gene Ontology annotation, molecular function: protein binding. The record is from RefSeq and is a predicted model, not a curated record.
AUGGGAGCCAGGCAGUCAAGAGCCAACUCUAAGGACAAGGACCCCAAAAGGAUGCCCACCUUGGGGAGGCGACAGAAGUUUCCCGCAUGGGAUGAUACCCUGCUCUUGGGAAAGGACCCAAGGUCCCUGCUGAAGCGAGGCAUGUGCCAUGUCAGUUUUAGCUUGGUUACAAAAGGAAUGACAGACAUCCCGGACUUUCUGUGGGGCUUGUCUGAGGUCCAGAAACUCAAUCUGUCUCACAAUCAGCUCCGAAUUCUCCCUCCUGAGGUGGGGAAACUGACUCGGAUCGUGGUCCUGAACUUGUGUGGGAACCGCCUGAAAAGUCUACCCAGAGAAAUUAGCCUCCUACAGAACCUCAAAGUCCUGUUCGUCAACAUGAACUGCCUGAGCGAGGUCCCUCCCGAGCUCAGCCUGUGCAGAAGCUUAGAAGUGUUGAGUUUGUCACACAACUGCCUGUCCCAGCUUCCCGCAGGCUUCGCCGACCUCUCCAGACUGCGGAAGCUGAACCUUAGCAACAACUAUUUUGUACACAUUCCCAUCUGUGUGUUCUCCCUGAAGGAGCUGGAUUUCUUACACGUGGGCUCCAAUCGCUUGGAAAACAUCGCCGAGAGCAUCCAGUGCCUGGCCAGCCUGCAGAUUUUCAUUGCUGAGAACAAUAACAUCCACUCCUUCCCAAGAUCUCUUUGCCUUGUCACAAGCUUGGAGCUGCUGAAUUUAAACAACAAUGACAUCCAGACCCUGCCAGAUGAACUCUAUCUGCUCAGUAGACUGGGGCGGAUUGCCUGGAACCCCAUGGACAAAGGGCUCCACAUUUCCCAUAACCCUCUGUCCAAGCCUUUGCCAGAGCUGGUGGAAGGGGGCCUGGAGAUGCUCUUCAGCUACCUGAAGGACAAAAAGCAUAACUGA